ACUUAAAUGAAACAUAAUAUUUUUUAAUUUAUAAAUGUAAAACACGAAUAUUGAUUAAUUGUAUAUUAUAUGUUAACAUCAUACUUUGUCUACAAGAUGUAGACCCGUUGUCUUGUGAUUUUAUUUUAUGAAGUAUAUUCAAAGCGGCGAAGUAUCAGACAGACUAUUUAAAAAAAUAUUUAUAGGUAAAAUUAUUUGCAAUGGACGUCUGUGAAUCUGCUGAUGCAUCUUACUGUAUUUUAGAAGAAGGUUCGCAAGACAACUUGGAAAUCUGUGAAAGCACCAGUGAUGUGAAUACUCGAAAUACAGAAGGAAAACUAAGUGUGAGUGAUGGAGUAGAAAAGCCUUGUGCAGUAUGGACAUUGAAUGCUACUACAACUCUCUUAAAAUUAUAUGAAAAUAAAUUAGAAAUGUUAGAAACACCUAAGAAGAAGACCAGGAUCUGGAUUGCCAUAUCACAAAGUUUAAGUGAAUAUGGAAUCGAGAUGACACCAGAUCAAGUCAGGUGGAAAAUAAAUGCUCUUACCAAGAAGUAUAAACAAUGUAUUGAUAGUGGAAACCAUGAUAAGUUUAAAUAUUUUAAAAUAAUGAAUGAUAUCUAUUCACAAUACCAUGUUGACUGUGAUUCCUAUGCAUUAACUGAACUUUUACAUAAAAAGAAAAACAACAGAAUGAGUGGAUCAAAUGACCAGAAUUCAAAAAUAAAUCAAGAAAGCAAAGCUGUCAUUGAGAUGAGAAAAAUAAGACUGGCCAACAGAAUAGAGAGUGAUAGAUUUCAAGGAAAAAUUCAACUGGAAAAACAAUGGUUAGAAUACCUGCAGAGACAAGAAGAACAAAAACAAUGGCGAGAUGAAAUCUAUGAUAGAAACUUGAAACUGCGAGAAGAAGAAUUAGAGCUAAGAAGAAGAGAGUUGGAAAUUAAAGAAACUUUAGAAUUGAAAAAGAUAGAAUUAAAAGAAAAGGAGUACAGAGAAACACUAGAGAUUGAAAGAGAAAAAUGUGAAUUAUUGAAGGAAAUGUUUAGUAAAAGAUAUUAAAAUAAAACAACUUUAA
Spodoptera exigua (beet armyworm) is the source of this 1053-nucleotide messenger RNA. The record is from the annotation of a GenBank genome assembly. NCBI's taxonomy places the organism in Eukaryota, Metazoa, Arthropoda, Insecta, Lepidoptera, Noctuidae.